This is a messenger RNA of Acanthopagrus latus (yellowfin seabream), 1596 nucleotides long. RefSeq names its product troponin I, slow skeletal muscle-like. NCBI's taxonomy places the organism in Eukaryota, Metazoa, Chordata, Actinopteri, Spariformes, Sparidae. Gene Ontology annotation, biological process: muscle contraction. The transcript is spliced from 8 exons. Bases 158 to 703 code for a protein of 181 amino acids. The record is from RefSeq and is a predicted model, not a curated record. Gene Ontology annotation, cellular component: troponin complex.
GGACAGAGGGGCUAUUUUAGUGAGCCACUCACAUGAGCGCUGGAAUCUAUAUAUCUACCCUCUUUCUGUCCUCCUCGUCUCAGAAAAAGACGCCUGAGAGUAUUUGUCACCUGCUGUAUAAGAUUUAACCAGGGGAGACACACACAGAACUGCAACCAUGUCUGAGGCACCUUCGAAACCAAAGCCAAAGAUUUCUGCCUCUCGCAGACUGUUCUUAAAGACCAAACUGCUUAAAAAGGCCAUGGCCAUGCUGGACAUUGACAAGCAAUCAAAAGAAGAAGAACGAGAGAGAACCCUCAACGAGAGAGUCCCAGCCCUCCAAGUGUCAGGCCUGUCUUUGCAGGAUCUACAGAAUCUUUGCAAAGAGCUACACCAGAAAAUUGAUGUGGUUGAUGAAGAGCGGUAUGACAUUAAUGCUAAAGUGGUGAAGAAUGACAGAGAGCUACAGGACCUGAAUCAGAAGAUCUAUGAGUUGAAGGGCAAGAUGAAGAGACCAGCCCUGAGGAGGGUGAGGGUGUCUGCUGAUGCCAUGUUGGGAGCUCUGCUGGGCGCUAAGGUUAAAGAGUCUGUGGACUUCAAGGCCAACCUUAAGACUGUGAAGAAAGAGGAGGAGAAGAAAGAGGAAGUGACUGACUGGCGUAAGAACGUGGACGCCAUGUCUGGUAUGGAGGGCAGGAAGAAGCUGUUUAAUGCUGGGCAGUAGAUUUCAUUGAAUUUUCUUUAUGGUGGUGUUUGCUGCUCUAAAACAGGAGGAACCACUACAUCAUACGACUGUUGUUCACUUUACAGUGACAGUGAAUAUGAAGAUCAGGUUAGCAACAGUUCAUGUUUCAAGCGUGUAAAUGACAACAGUGAACAUGUUUACCUUAAUGAUAAUUCAUAUCAUACAUAUAGUUUUUUUUUUGUACAAAAUUUAUGAUGUAUUAUGAAAAAACGUAUGUAUUUUAUAAACUAGGGCACUAUAUUGCUUGUGUAGUUCUAUGUACAAUAAUAAAAAGGCAAGAAUCAGAGAGAAUGCAGAUUGUAUUUGUCUAUAAUUAUGAGUUUGAACAAAACUCCAAUUCAUACUCUCCCAUACUGACUGAACAUUGUCUACAUAUGUGUAGCCUACUUUUUAUCAUGGCCUCAAAAGACAACAUAAACAUGGCAAACAAUAUUUACGUGUAUUCCAAAGGCAGCUAAUGUUGUGAUCCUGGCAAAUGAAUUAGUCUUCAACAUUAUGAUGAGAAGAAGCAGUGCUCUGAAUCGUAUAUCAAAUAAUAAAAUGUCAAUUGAGUUGCUCGCAUAAUCAUUGUCCUACAAUUAUUGUGGAAUGAUUUUGCUCUCCUUACAGGACUGUAAAAAUAUGUACUCUUAGAUCACAUUAUUGCCCGAUAUUGUAGGCUGUAUUGUCAAGAAUGUCUAUUGUCAAAUGUCAAAUAUUGGAACUGUUUCAUGAAAAUACUAGAUAUUGUAGGUUUUUAGCAUAAAUCUGAUGAAGCCAGGUAUUUACUUUAUUGUUUGGGGUCACAUUACAUGAAUUCACCUGUCAUUAAGGGUUCAAAGGCUAGUUCUCAAAUGGCAAAGCUUUGCCAUUUUUAGGCUGAGACUAAACUU